Molecule: messenger RNA, 1470 nt
Organism: Balaenoptera acutorostrata (minke whale)
Lineage: Eukaryota; Metazoa; Chordata; Mammalia; Artiodactyla; Balaenopteridae
Gene: TRIM10
Product: tripartite motif containing 10
Exons: 7
Coding region: 1-1470 (489 amino acids)
Molecular function (GO): zinc ion binding; protein binding
Source: RefSeq, a predicted model, not a curated record
AUGGCCUCGGCUGCCUCUGUGACCAGCCUGGCAGAUGAGGUCAACUGCCCCAUCUGCCAAGGGACCCUCAGGGAGCCGGUCACCAUUGACUGUGGCCACAACUUCUGCCGCAUCUGCCUCACCCACUACCUUGAGAUCCCCAGCCCGGACCCCGAGGAGCCCCCAACCUGCCCACUCUGCAAGGAGCCUUUCCGCCCAGGGAGCUUCCGGCCCAAUUGGCAGCUGGCCAGCGUGGUGGAGAACAUUGAGCGUCUCAAGCUGGUGUCCCGGCUGGACAUAGAAGAGGAGGACAUCUGCCCCGAGCACGGGGAGAAAGUCUACUUCUUCUGCGAGGAUGAUGAGAUGCAGCUGUGCGUGGUGUGCCGGGAGGCCUGGGAGCACCGUGCCCACACUGUGCGCUUCCUGGAGGACGCGGCUGGGCCCUACAGGGAACAAAUACAGAAGUGUCUUGAGUGUUUAAGAAAGGAGAGAGAGGAGAUUCAAGGAAUUCAGUCAAGAGAAAAUCGAAGGAUACAAGUCCUCCUGACUCAGGUGGCCACCAAGAAACAAAAAGUGAUUUCUGAGUUUGCACAUCUGAGCCAGUUCCUGGAGGAACAGCAGAGCAUCCUCUUAGCCCAGUUGGAGAGGCUGGAUGGGGACAUCUUAAAGCAUCGGGAUGAGUUUGAUGUCCUGGUCACUGGGGAAAUCUCCCGGUUUAGCACCCUCAUCGAAGAACUGGAGGAGAAGAAGGAGAGGCCGGCAAGGGAGCUCCUGAUGGAUAUCAGAAGCACUCUAAUAAGAUGUGAAACCAGAAGGUGUCGGAAACCAGAGGCUGUAUCCCCUGAGCUGGGCCAGAGGAUUCGGGACUUCCCCCAACAGGCCCUCCCGCUGCGGAAGGAGAUGAAGAUGUUUCUGGAAAAACUCUGCUUUGAGUUGGAUUAUGAGCCAGCUCACAUCUCUCUAGACCCCUGGACUUCCCACCCGAAGCUCCUCUUGUCUGAGGACCACCAGCAGGCUCGCUUCUCCUAUAAAUGGCAGAAGUCACCAGACAGCCCCCAGCGUUUCGACCGGGCCACCUGUGUCCUGGCCCAUGGUGGCUUCACUGGGGGGAGACACACGUGGGUGGUGAGUGUGGACUUGGCUCCCGGGGGCAGCUGCACCCUGGGUGUGGUCAGUAAGGACAUCCGGCGGAAGGGGGAGCUUCGGCUGCGGCCAGAGGAGGGGGUGUGGGCGGUGAGGCUGGCUUGGGGCUUCGUCUCGGCCCUGGGCUCCUUCCCCACCCGCCUGGCCCUGGAGGAGCAGCCCCAGCAGGUGCGGGUGUCUGUCGACUACGAGGUGGGCUGGGUGACCUUUGCCAAUGCCGUCACGCAGGAACCCAUCUACACCUUCACUGCCUCCUUCACCCAGAAGAUCUUUCCCUUCUUUGGGCUCUGGGGACGAGGGUCCAAGUUCUCCCUGAGCUCCCAAGAGAGUGCAGCUACCCUUCCCUAA